CAGCUGUCAUGGCUUCCCCCUUUUGCCGGUGUCUGCACAUGGAUUUCUAGCCCUGUGGAUGCCUUCACGGUAACUGUCAUCUCUACAUUUCGGCGACUUUAGACACGUCUCCUUUCUUUUUUUUUUUUUUUUUUUUGCUUACGCUUGUGGGACCCUUUUAGGAACUUGGUCUGCAACGAUGUGCGGGGUGCUGUGGACCCCGGAGCUGGCGGUUCUCAGGGGCUUCUCUACGGAGGCUGAGCGGCAGCGGUGGAAGCAGGACGGAGAGUGUGGCUCAGAGAGUGAAUCGUUCUUACAGUUGCUGUUCGAAGGGAACUAUGAGGCUGUGUUCUUUCAUUCAGUGACUCAAAAUAUUCUAAAUUUAUCAACAAUGGCUGAAGAAAAGAUUGACAGCUACCUGGAGAAGCAGUUAGUAACAUUCCUGGAUUGCUCUGCAGAUUUGGACAAAACAGAAAGACAACAGCUGAUAUUCCUGCUUGGUGUGAGCAGUUUGCAGCUCUUUGUUCAGAGCAACUGGACGGGGCCUCUUGUAGAUUUGGACCCCCAGGAUUUUUUGCCAUCUGUCUUGCUGCAGCAAUUUAAUGAGGUCAAAGAACUGGAUGUCGUUGUUCUGAGCCUGCUCAUUCUGGAUGGUGAAUCAGUCUACAGCCUGACCACAAAACCUAUCCUGCUCCUGAUUGCACGCAUUAUCCUAGUGAAUAUGAGACAUAAGCUGACAGCCAUUCAGAGCUUGCCAUGGUGGACUUUGAGAUGUGUGAAUAUUCACCAGCAGUUGCUUGAGGAACGCUCACCCCAGCUUUUUGCUCUUGCAGAAAAUUGUAUUGAUCAAGUGUUGAAACUUGAGAAUCUGUUUGUAGGUGAUUCGGGUCGAUAUUUGGCGAUUCAGUUUCAUCUGGAAUGUGCAUAUAUAUUUUUAUAUUAUUAUGAGUAUAAAAAAGCAAAAGAUCAGUUUAAUAUUGCUCAAGACAUUGGCAAAUUGUAUAUUGAUUUGACAGGUGCUUUAGGAAAAAGAACACGAUUCCAGGAAAAUUAUGUAGCUCAACUGAUUCUAGAUGUAAGAAGGGAAGGGGGCGGCCUUUCAAAUUGUGAAUUCAGUCCAGCACCUACCCCUCAGGAGUGUUUAACCAAGAAUCUUGAACUCAAUGAUGAUACUGUUCUGAAUGAGAUAAAGUUCGCAGAUUGUGAGCAGUUUCAGAUUCCUGACCUGUGUGCUGAAGAGCUUGCUGUUAUCCUUGGAGUCUGCACAAAUUUUCAAAAGAAUAACCCAGUGCAUAAAUUAACUGAAGAGGAGCUGCUGGCAUUUACAUCAUGUUUGCUUUCACAACCAAAGUUCUGGGCCAUUCAGACGUCAGCCUUGAUCCUGCGGACAAAACUGGAGCGAGGAAGCACACGCCGAGUGGAGCGGGCAAUGAGACAGACGCAGGCCCUUGCAGAUCAAUUUGAAGAUAAAGCAACGUCUGUGUUAGAACGACUGAAAAUUUUCUAUUGCUGUCAAGUACCACCUCACUGGGCCAUCCAGCGCCAGCUUGCAGGUUUGCUGUUUGAGUUGGGAUGCACCAGUUCAGCCCUUCAAAUAUUUGAGAAGCUGGAAAUGUGGGAAGAUGUGGUCAUUUGUUACGAGCGGGCUGGGCAGCAUGGCAAGGCUGAAGAAAUUCUCAGACAAGAGCUGGACAAAAAAGAAACACCAAGUUUAUACUGCUUGCUUGGAGAUGUCCUUCGAGAUCACUCCUGCUAUGACAAAGCCUGGGAGCUGUCCCAGCACCGCAGUGCCCGGGCCCAGCGCUCCAAAGCCCUCCUUCAUCUUCGGAACAAGGAGUUUCAGGAAUGUGUGGAGUGCUUUGAACGCUCGGUGAAGAUUAAUCCUAUGCAGAAUGCUGAGGCUUGGAACAAUUUAUCAACUUCCUAUAUCCGAUUAAAACAAAAAGUAAAAGCUUUUAGAACCUUACAAGAAGCUCUCAAGUGUAACUACGAACACUGGCAAAUCUGGGAAAACUACAUCCUCACCAGUACUGAUGUUGGAGAAUUUUCAGAAGCAAUUAAGGCUUAUCACCGGCUCUUGGACUUAAGAGACAAGUAUAAAGACGUUCAGGUCCUUAAAAUUCUGGUCAGGGCGAUAACCAAUGGAAUGACUGAUCGAAGUGGAGAUGUUGCCACUGGUCUCAAAGGAAAGCUACUAGAAUUGUUUGGCAGAGUAACUUCAAGAGUGACCAAUGAUGGUGAUGUCUGGAGGCUGUAUGCCCAAGUAUGUGGGAAUGGGCAGAGUGCAAAGCCCGAUGAGAACGAGAAGGCAUUCCAGUAUCUCUCGAAGGCCUACAAAUGUGACACACAGUCCAGUUGUUGGGAGAAAGAUAUUACAUCAUUUAAAGAAGUCAUUCACAGAGCGUUAGAGUUGGCACAAGUGGCUGUAAAAUGCAGUGAAAACAAACCUAAUCCUCAAGAAGCUGUACAGGUGCUUUCCUCAGUUCGACUCAACUUGCAGGGUUUAUUAUCUAAAGCAAAGCAACAUUUUACGGAUGUGACAAGUGGAGGAAUUUCCAGUGAGUUAGCAGAGGACAUAGCAGCUAUGGAUGCCUCGGUAACGGAGCUUCAAGACCUCAGCAACCAGUUUCGCAAUCAGUAUUGAUCAUGCUAGGGACAGUUUCUGGAAAAAGUGUUUUCACCUUCUGGAAUUCCUCCUACACUUGUAUAUCAGAAACACAAGAUACUGAUUUUUUAAAAUAAAUUUGUUUUAUGGCUAACAUUCUUGUUUUUGUGAGAUUCCCAAAUGUUUGCACUUUCCGAAAUAUAUUACAGUUUUUUUUUAAAGUCCUUAAUUCUGUAGGCCCAGUUAUAGUUAAAUUCAGUAUUUAUAUUAUUCUUGAGGUAUUUCAGCACAAAGAACAAAAUAUGAGUUUUCUUUUUAAUGUAGGGCUUAUUCUCUCUCAGCCUAACAUAAAUUGGAUCAUUCUUUGGAAAAACUAAGUCUAAACAGGAAAAAAAAAAUUAUAUAUUACAAGUUGGUGGAAUCAUUAGAUUGGCUGCUUUAUUGUCCAAGAGUGAUAAAAGAAUGGAUUUGGAAAUGGAAACAUUUACACUUUUUAAAUUUUUGUGUUUGUGUCAGAAAGAUACAAACUUGGCUAAAUUGGAAGUGUGACUAUGAUUUAACAUCUAAAUCAAGAAAAUGCAAGAAAAAAUGUGACAUAACCCAAGUUAUGACUCAACUGUUAGCCACUAGUAACCAGGCUGUUACCUCCUCACAGUGUAUGCUGCCAGCCCUAGAGAUGUUGUUUAACAAGGUUAUUAUGGUUGAAUGCAGCCAUAAAUGGUGCCAUAUUACAAAAAUGCCAAAGUAAAAUGCUUUCUUAGUAAUGUCUAUGGAAACAAAUAUUGGAGUCAGCAGCUGAGCUUAAUAAUCUCAGUACAAAAAUCAUUGUGAAGAAUUCAGUUACUGGCUUGGGUUGCUAGAUGUUGGGACCAUGCAUAAGUCACUUGACCUUUGUUUUUUUCCAUGUGAAUAAUUCUGACUUGUAGCAUCUUUGUGAGUUUCGACUGCAUUUGGAAAUUAAA
Molecule: messenger RNA, 3546 nt
Organism: Octodon degus (degu)
Lineage: Eukaryota; Metazoa; Chordata; Mammalia; Rodentia; Octodontidae
Gene: Ttc27
Product: tetratricopeptide repeat domain 27
Exons: 19
Coding region: 179-2623 (814 amino acids)
Molecular function (GO): protein binding
Source: RefSeq, a predicted model, not a curated record